Brassica rapa (field mustard) is the source of this 4860-nucleotide messenger RNA. RefSeq names its product fe(2+) transport protein 1. NCBI's taxonomy places the organism in Eukaryota, Viridiplantae, Streptophyta, Magnoliopsida, Brassicales, Brassicaceae. The record is from RefSeq and is a predicted model, not a curated record. Gene Ontology annotation, cellular component: plasma membrane. Gene Ontology annotation, molecular function: zinc ion transmembrane transporter activity. Gene Ontology annotation, biological process: zinc ion transmembrane transport.
UAUGUGGUUUAUGAUUUUAAGUUUUUAACAAGAUAGCUAUUUUUGAUCCAAAAAAAGUUAGCUAUUUAUGGGGAGAAAUAGCUAACAAAAUGAGAUUACUACCCAAUAUGGAAAAUAUUUCCAUUAUUAUAUCAAAGUUGUCUGAAUCGAAAUAUGGGCUAUUUUGUCACGUCGGUGGAUAUAAGUCGAGUCUGGCACGUACUGCUUCGUGCCCGUCCAACUAUAUGGAAACAGGAAACGUGGAAACUAAAGAGACAGUUAAACAAUACUAAUUCCAAUUUAGUGUAUUUAUUCUUUGACAAUUUUUAUAGACGUUGACUUGUAAGAAGGCAUGCCCUGAAUAAUUGGAUACAUUCUCGGCAUGGACAGUGUUGAUUAUACAGGAUAAAGUAAAUAACUAUAUUGUUUAAUACUAUUUCUGCCAUAACCGCUCUGAAUAUCCGAAUGCAUGGACCUACAGAUAUGUUAGGCACAAAAACCCUUUAAUUUUAAACAAGAAAACAUAAAACUUCGAGAGAACUAUUCAAAGAAAUUAAAGAAGACAAGCCACUGAAAAUAGAAUUCAAGAAGAAUGAUGAUAUUAGUCGGCUUUUAGCAUCGUCGAUUACGAGAUAUAUUCUGCGAAUGAUUGUGUGCCGUCUUGGACUUGCAUAAAAAUAAAUUCACUAUAAACCACAUAAUUUGUUAAAUCUUUUAUUUUGAGUUUUUUUCAUGUCAGCGUUAUUUAUAGCGUUUUUAGACCAUCUCCAAUGGCUUACUCUAUUUUUUACUCUAAAAUAGAGUAACUCUAUAAUAGAGUUUGAAUUUGCUCCAAUGGUACUCUAUUUUAGAGUAAAAAAUAGAGUAAUGAAUAAAAAAAAACAAAUUACUCUAUAUUUGGAGUAAACAUAUUUUUCACUCUAUUAUAGAGUGAGAAAUAGAGUACCAUUGGAGCAUUUCUUACUCUAAACUCUAUUUUAGAGUGAAAAAUAGAGUGUGGUUGGAGAUGCUCUUACAUUACAUAAUCAAAUUAUGUAUUUAAUUAUAAUGUUGAGUUAACAAUUCUAAGGCUAAAUAAUAUAUAUGAAUUUGAAUUCAAUCAUUAAAUCAUUUAUAGUUUGGGUAUCUCUAACCCACUCUAUUUUUCUCACUAAAAUAAAAUUUAGAACAAAAAUGCUCUAAUGAUAUUCUAUUUUUCACUCUAUAAUAGAGUAAAAAUGAGUUUAUAUAUAUAUAUAUAUAGAGUAAAUUGUUUAUUUUUGUUUAUCGAUCUAUUUUUUAAUUUUAAAAUAGAGUACCAUUGGAAUCUAACUAAAUUCUAUUUAGAGUUAUUAUAUUUUAGAGCGAAAAAUAAAGUGAACCAUUAGAGAUUGUCUUAGACCAAUCAUCAAAAUUCAGAUAUAUUCUUAUCAAUUAAUCAACAUUUGGCCAGGCAAAAAAAUGAAUAUAUUCGUAGACACAAUUUUAACAAACUUGCACAAAGGAUUAACAAGGAUUUAUCAAUGAUUUUAUAAGCCUUUACGAUUCCUACCAUACUCCUUAUCAAUUUUAAUAAAAAUGAUUUAUAAUCUUUUAUAAAUCUUUAUAAGCAUUAUACUUUAUUUUAUAACUCUUAUAAAUAGUUUAUAAGUCUAUUAAAAUAUUUCUAAGAUCAUAUAAACGAUUAAAAAGUUUUAGAAAAUAAUAUUAUAAAUUUUAAACUUAUUCUUUAGUUUUGGACUAUUACAACUGAUUUUGUUUUAUAUUUUUAUAAGCGAUUAAUAAGGCUCUAGAAAUGAUUUUAUAUGCCUAUAUAUUCUCAUAUAUUAUUUAUGAAAUUUUAUAGCCAAAUUUACAAGAUUUUAUAAACAAUCUUAAAUUUUUUUUUAUCAUUUUUAAUGAUUUAAAACUUUUAUCAAACUUUACAAAUUUUAAUAAAUGAUUUUACAUGGUUUAGUAUAUAAUCUUUCAACUAACUUUUUAACUAUUUUCAUUUAAAAUAGAUGAAACUAUAGACAGAAGGUGAUUUAUGUUAACAGUUUAUAAGCUGAGAGUUUAAAACGUCAAAAGUAUUAAUUGAGUGAUUUUAUCCUGAUUCAAAAUAAUUAAAGGGUUUAUCACUAAACACCAUAUAUAAGAAUUGUAGUUUCAAAAUUGCACAUUCAUUCCUCCCAUUAUAAAACGUAGGUUGCUACUUGUCCUAUUUUUAAGUUGUUCUAUAUAUAGUUAGAAAAUAAAACCUUGAAAAUAUAUGAUUCAUAUAUUUAAAAAAGUCAUGCUACGAGCCUAAGGUAUCAAUAAGUUAAAUUGAUAAUGAUACUUGCAAUAUUUACAAAAAAUCAGUAUAUGUUGUAUGACUAGAUUGCAACCAUGUAGUUGCACACGCUCAUCACGUGUAAUUUUGUGUUCUUCGCAAUUCAAUAAAAUAUAAACCCGUUCAUGUCACAAUUAGCAGUACGUAUUUGCUUAACUAAUAGUACAGGAUGAAAGUAAACGUUUCUGAGAGAAUUGACUAAAGAGACGCAUGGGGUUGACUUCGACCGCUUAACAAACCGCAUGAAAAUUGCAGUUUACUUCAGGAUUCCCCGCUUUGGUCAAUGGAUGUGAUUCGGGUUGCAUAUUAUUAAAAACUUAAACUAUUUAAAUUGCAUCAAAAUAUGAUUCAGUUUUUGGAUUGUUUAUUUAUGUUCAGAAGUAUCAGCUGCUGAUAUACCCAACUUUUUUUGUUUAAAUGCAACGGAAUAGUUGCGAGUAUUAUUUGUUUGAAGAACAAUCUUCCGAGCGUAUGUAAACUAGACAUAAUUGUUUACAAUUAAACCUCAUAUAAUUAGAUAUACAAAAAAUCAAGCUAUAUUGAAAAUAAAAAAAACACGGCAACAAGAAAAGAAAAAUAAAAGAAUUCACAGAAUUAAUAUUUUCCCAUGCAAAUAUAUAUUUUGUUAUUUACAGCAGGUGACUAAGAUAUAUAAUUCACUUCUUUUUUUUUUUGAAAUCAGAACGAAUCGUGUUGCCUUGCUAAGCCUAUAUAUGUAAAAUAUAUACUAUUAAAUAUUAAUUUGAAAAAUCGCGUCAGAAUUCAUAUAUGAAUGUCUACAUUUUAAUUAAUUAUCUAAUAAAAAUAGCGAAAGCUCCAGCUGUUUAUUUAAAUCUUGUAGAAUAUGGUAUAGUCUUGAACAGAUAAAUAAGCUCCAAAAACGUAUUCGGGAAAAUGCUGUGUCCUGAGUUUAUCCAUGUACGUAGCUAGGCAACAUAGAUAUCUAACUCUUAAAGUAACUGGGUUUACAUGUUGCCGGUGAACCGGCUCCCAAAAAUUAUCAAACCCUUGAAUUUGAAUACACCUGGAUUAUAAAAAAAGAAAAGAAUAUAUACUCGCAAAAGUAUUUGAAAAAAAUAUUAUAUCUCAAUUUCUUUUGAUAAGGUUGCCUUUUUGGAAUAUUGAUUCAUUUGUUUUCCCACUACACAUAGCAAUUAAUUUUUGCCAUCAGUGAAAAUAAGUGGCAUGCAAACAUCGGCUCAUUCCAUAAGUCCAAUCCAAAGCACAGACUAUAUAUAUAUAUAUAACUUGGCUCAUUCCAUAACUCCAAUCCAAAGCACAAACAUAAAACAAUACAAACACACAAAACUCCAGAUAGAGACAAAGAUGGCUUCAAUUCCAACAGUCCUCGUGAAAACAAUGUUCCUCGUACUAAUCUUUGUCUCUUUUACAAUCUCUCCAGCAACUUCAACGGCACCUGAAGACUGCGCAAGCGAGUCAGCGAAUCCGUGCGUCAACAAAACUAAAGCUUUGCCUCUCAAAAUCAUAGCAAUUGCUGCAAUACUAGUAGCAAGCAUGAUUGGUGUUGGAGCUCCUCUCUUUAGCCGGAACGUGCCCUUCCUUCAACCUGAUGGGAACAUUUUCACUAUAGUUAAGUGUUUCGCCUCAGGGAUUAUCCUCGGAACCGGUUUUAUGCACGUUUUGCCUGAUUCUUUCGAGAUGUUAUCAUCACAAUGUCUUAAAGAGAACCCGUGGCACAAAUUUCCCUUCUCUGGGUUUCUCGCUAUGCUGUCCGGUCUAAUCACUUUAGUCAUUGAUUCAAUGGCCACGAGCAUCUAUACUAGAAAGAACGCAGUUGGGAUCAUACCCCAUGGGCAUGGUCACGGCCCUGGAAAUGAUGUUACUUUACCAACAAAAGAUGGAGAUUCUGCGGAUGCACAACUCUUGAGAUAUCGAGUCAUUGCUAUGGUCUUGGAACUUGGAAUCAUAGUUCACUCUGUGGUCAUUGGACUAUCUCUAGGAGCAACAAGCGACACUUGCACCAUUAAAGGACUCAUUGCAGCCCUUUGCUUCCAUCAAAUGUUCGAAGGCAUGGGUCUUGGUGGUUGCAUUCUCCAGGCUGAGUAUACGAACUUGAAUAAGUUUCUUAUGGCGUUCUUUUUUGCAAUAACAACGCCAUUCGGAAUAGCCUUAGGGAUAGCUCUUUCGACAAUUUACAGAGACAAUAGCCCUAGUGCGUUGAUCACUGUAGGAUUGCUCAAUGCAUGCUCCGCUGGAUUGCUCAUCUACAUGGCGCUUGUAGACCUUCUAGCGGCCGAGUUCAUGGGACCAAAGCUUCAAGGUAGCAUCAAAAUGCAGAUCAAGUGUUUCAUUGCGGCUCUUCUAGGGUGUGGUGGCAUGUCCAUCAUCGCCAAAUGGGCUUAACUAAUUGCCCGAAUAGUACUCCGGAACUGAAGUCAUGUGUGGAUUUUGUUGUCGAACGAUUACAAGAUACUUACGUGGUAUCUUAAUGUUUUUUCAUAUGCAUGUAACUGUGAUUGGAACCACGACCCCGAGUAUUUCCUUCUGUUUAGGGGAAGUAGUUCUUGUUGUAUAAUGUUUUCGCAUCUCAUUCAAAACAAAUAAAACUCUUUUUCAAGAAAAGCAAA